Messenger RNA from Glycine soja, 1293 nucleotides. RefSeq lists its product as uncharacterized. The coding region runs from base 294 to 929 and encodes 211 amino acids. The transcript has 2 exons. NCBI's taxonomy places the organism in Eukaryota, Viridiplantae, Streptophyta, Magnoliopsida, Fabales, Fabaceae. The record is from RefSeq and is a predicted model, not a curated record.
UGAUUUUGUUUUUUUUUUAAAAAAAAAGUGUACACAUUGUAUUGCGAUUUGACCGAGUCUCAAGGACCACGACCACCCUCCACCCUAAACAUAGUAGUGCAGAACAAAAAAGCACCUAAUUAUGCAUUACAAAAAUGGAAGCUAACAAUUCAUAGCUGUUCUGUUCUGUUCCUAUGGGAUCAUCACAAAAAGAAUGAGCGUCUCAUAUUAUUAUUAUAAUAUUCCACUCGCGACCUUCAUUUUUCUCUUUAGCCAGCUUCUCGGACUUUCAGGAGGUGGUUGCAGCGACAGCGAUGGCGCAAGGCAUGGCGAGUAACCGCAACCGGAGCGCGAGCGCGCAAGAAGCCCGCAAGGUGAUGGUGGUGGCGGACCCGACGCGGGAAUCGGCGGGCGCGUUGCAGUACGCGCUGGCGCAUGCGGUGAUCGAGCAAGACGAGCUGAUUCUGCUGCACGUUGAGAACCCUAGCUCGUGGCGCCACACCAUUUCGACGUUCCUGAAGAUGCCGUCGUUGGGAAGCUCAACCACUGCGUCGCUGGACCUUGGAGGAGGGGGAGCCGCGGCGGAUGGAGAAGGGUUCGAUUUUCUGGAGGAGAUGAAGCAUGCAUGCAGGGUUUCUCAGCCGAAAAUGAAGGUGCGUGUGAUGAAGGUGGAGACCGAUGGAAGAGACAAGGCUAGCACUAUUCUUUCUCAGAGCAAAACGCAUGGGGUUGAUGUCGUAGUUAUAGGCCAGAAGCGCAAUAUUACUUCGGCGUUAUUAGGAUAUAAGCGACCUGCAGGUGGAUCUAUGAAAGGGGUGAAAGCGAUAGACACUGCAGAGUAUUUGAUUCAAAACAGUUCGUGCACCUGUGUUAGUGUACAGAGAAAAGGCCAAAAUGGAGGCUUUGUUCUCAACUCCAAAACCCACAGAAAUUUCUGGCUCUUAGCCUAAAGGCUUCACACCCCCCAUGGCCAUGCAUGGUGGACAUUUUUCAUUACGGCUUGAACAUAUCAAUUUCGCUGAGGAUAGAUUUAGGAGAAACUUUUAAAUAGACAUCUUAUCAUAUAUUAUUAUUACAUUAUACAUUAGGCACUCAAAUCAUUAUAACUCCCAGAAACUUAUAUGGAUCAUAUACUAAUGAUUUGAGUGCUUAUGAUCAAUAAUGUCUAUCUAAAAGUUAUUCUAGAUACGGUGAAAUUGGUAAGAUUUCCCUGUAACUUGGUUGUUUUGCAAAUGGUGAGAAACCCAUGGAUGUUAUCCCAGAUUACCUAAAAACACCAAUCUACUUAUCUUAAAGACGAAAAUUUUCUGCUUU